UUUUAUAAAUCAAAGAUGGGAUUAAAGUUCUACAGAGCUUCCAACAGACCAAGAAAAGUGAGGAAGAGAAUCACGAAUACCAGAACCUUCUUCAGCACACAUAAAUGGGUAUCCUACUUUGCUCAUCCAAACGAGGUCGCAGGACAUCCAUUCAAGGGAGGAAUGUGGCCAAUGUCGAGAGGAAUGCUGCUCAACCCAGAAAUCAAGAGGUUCGCUAUCGCCUCUCCUCUCUUCUUUAAGCCAGUCAGGCCAGGUGCUGGACCAGGAGAUACUGUAGCCUCAAAAUCAUUUGUUGAGAGCUCUGAUAAAUUAGUUGAGUCAUAUACAGGAACUAAUGCUGCUUUCGGAAGUGAGAGAGCCAAAGCUCUUCGUACUAACCUCGAUAAAUGCUUCACCAACAGUGUUAAGGUCGGUAAUGAUCCAGAGGUCCAAUGUCAGUUCUACGUCCAAGGGUUGAAGAGAGAAUUGCAGGCAUAAGUACAAAGUUGACAAAUCAAUAAUGUAGCC
This is a messenger RNA of Moneuplotes crassus, 507 nucleotides long. Lineage: Eukaryota; Ciliophora; Spirotrichea; Euplotida; Euplotidae. The record is from the annotation of a GenBank genome assembly.